UCGCCACACCGGUCGAUCAAUCGAACAGAUCAGUAUUAUGGCGGCAUCUUUUCUUUGAAGAUGAUUUGUUCGCGUCUUAUUUGAAAGUUACUUGAAUGUCGGUUUCUGUCUGUUGGCACGAACUUUGAUCAGCAUCUUCAGCACUAGACGGAUCGGCGAGCGUGAUCGUAAGGCGGCCAGAAUGCAGACUGACAACGGUCACGAUGCUACUGAAGAAGUUGCCGGAGCCGCUGGGGAUGCUUUACAAAAGUACCUCCAGAUGUGCUCGGAGCUCAAGAACCAGCUCAAGACCAGCCGCUGCCAGCUGGACAUGCUGGAAGAACUGCGGCGGGCGACCGUGGAGAGCCUGACCCGCCAGGCUCAGGCGCUGCCCCUGGACUCGCUGCUGCAGUACACGCAGACGCUGCUCAACCUGCUCCACACCAAGUACAACCUCUCCUUCGAAGGGAACAGCGAAGAGGUGGUCCAGGAGCUGUGGAAGCGGAUAGAGGCGGCGAGGGUGGAGCCCACCAAGAGGCCCGGCGUGGGGGUGGCCAUGUUUGUGCUCAGCGAGAAGCAUCCGGAGAGCGUGCUGCUGGGACGCAGGAAGGACGUCUUGGGCCACGGACUGUACCAGGUGCCUGGAGGACACCUCGAAUUUGGGGAGAGCUGGGAGCAGGCGGCCUACAGGGAGGUGCUGGAGGAGACGGGCCUGCACGUGCACAACGUGUCCCUCUGCUCCAUUGUAGACACCAUAGAGGCCGAGCAGGACUACCACUACAUCACCGUCUUCAUGCGCGGAUACGUCGACGAGACCAGGGGCUCCGAGCCACGCAACAUGGAGCCCCAGAAGUGCGAAGGUUGGCACUGGUGGCGGUGGUCUGCUGUACCCACACCCGACCUCCUGUUCUGGAGCCUGAGGGACUUCAAACUGAAGAAUCUUAACCCUUUCUAACUGACGUACCAAAUAAACAGUUUGCCAUUUGA
Molecule: messenger RNA, 966 nt
Organism: Ixodes scapularis (black-legged tick)
Lineage: Eukaryota; Metazoa; Arthropoda; Arachnida; Ixodida; Ixodidae
Product: nucleotide triphosphate diphosphatase NUDT15
Exons: 6
Coding region: 182-934 (250 amino acids)
Biological process (GO): dGTP catabolic process
Cellular component (GO): cytosol
Molecular function (GO): 8-oxo-7,8-dihydrodeoxyguanosine triphosphate pyrophosphatase activity
Source: RefSeq, a predicted model, not a curated record